Entrophospora candida is the source of this 222-nucleotide messenger RNA. The record is from the annotation of a GenBank genome assembly. NCBI's taxonomy places the organism in Eukaryota, Fungi, Glomeromycota, Glomeromycetes, Entrophosporales, Entrophosporaceae.
AUGCAGGAAGCAUGUUCAACUUCCUUAGAAAUUGCUGACCUUUUUGAGAUAGAAUCUGACAAUAUUGAUAUAAUUGGUCUUAGUGAAACACAUCUGACCAAUAAUGAACACAGAAACUACAAAUACAAAAUACAUCAAGAUUGUGAAUUAUUUAGCUAUUGGAAUGUUCGAACAAAAAUUCCAAGAGAAGCAAUGGUACAAACAUUAUUACAAACCAACUAA